This is a messenger RNA of Psilocybe cubensis, 1353 nucleotides long. RefSeq lists its product as uncharacterized. Lineage: Eukaryota; Fungi; Basidiomycota; Agaricomycetes; Agaricales; Agrocybaceae. The record is from RefSeq and is a predicted model, not a curated record. Gene Ontology annotation, molecular function: structural molecule activity; protein binding. Gene Ontology annotation, biological process: cellular response to amino acid starvation; positive regulation of TORC1 signaling. The transcript has 7 exons. Gene Ontology annotation, cellular component: nuclear pore outer ring; Seh1-associated complex. The coding region runs from base 1 to 1353 and encodes 450 amino acids.
AUGAUACAGACAGGCCUCAUCCAGAAUGUCCAUGGCGAUCUCGUUACUGACGCGUGCUACGACUUUUACGGCCUCCGUCUAGCCACAUGUAGUUUGGACCAACGCAUAAAAGUCUGGCAGCUCGAUGAGAACAACACAUGGAACGUGGAAGACGACUGGAAAGCUCAUGACGCCGCUGUUUCGAAACUCAGCUGGGCACAUCCAGAGUUUGGCUCUAUCAUCGCCUCUGCCUCGUUCGACCGCACCGUGAAAAUAUGGGAGCAGUCCACCGCACAAGCCGACGCGCAGCAGUCUAACAACGUCAACGGCUCCGCGCAGAUCCACGUCCCCAUAACCUCACGCUGGAUAGAGCGCGCUGUGCUCUCAGACGCCAAAGGCACCGUCCGCGCCGUCGAAUUCGUGCCUCACCACUUUGGACUGAAACUCGCUACAAUAUCCACAGACAACAUGCUCCGUAUCUACGAAUGCGUCGAGCAGCCCUCGCUCGUCUCAUGGCAACUUACCGAGGAACUGGAUGUAUUGAGUAUAGCAGCCGGGCCUUCUCCUGGAUACCUCUCGCGCGCACAUACAAUGGCGCUAGCAACCCCCACCCAAACAAGCGCCACCCUGGAAGGUGCCUCCGCAACCCUUGUCGCCCAAGCCCUUCAGCAGUCACAAAACGCCGCCGCGGGGACUCCCAACUCGCAGGCCAGGGCAGGCCUUGGCAACCGUGAAGCCGACGGCGGUUGGUGUCUCUCGUGGUGUAAAGACAAAUACUGGGGCGAAGUGAUCGCCGCAGGGUGCGGUACGACAGGCGUCAUCAAAAUCAUCCAAAUCAACGCACGUAGAUCCUCUACCCUCCUCACCCUCUCCUCCUCUCCUACCACCGACGCCUCCACCUCUUCAUCCACACACGUAGGCACAACGGAUCCUACAGACUCGCGUACCUCCUCCAGCUCUGCAAGCACAUACGCUAUAACCUCAGUCGCCUGGGCACCCUCCUGCGGCCGCUCAUACCACCUCGUCGCAACCGGCGGCCGCGACGGCCACGUCAGAAUCUGGAAGGUCAAACCAGGCUCGGAGGACAUCGAUACUGAAAAUGUGGCCAUGGGUAUGAGCACGGGCGAGAGCGAGAGCGACGAUUCGAAAUGGACGGCUGUUGCUGUGGCGGAUUUCGAUCAGCACAAAUCAGCCGUGGGCAGAGUAGAAUGGAAUAUAACCGGAACUAUCCUAUCUUCCGCUGGAAACGACGGCCGCAUCCGCCUAUGGAAAGCAACAUCUGGCAACGUGUGGAGACCAGCCGGCAGUGUAGGCGUAGAACAGACCGAAGAGCCAACACAGCCGAACAGCAAGGAUGUCGAUAUGGAUGCGUGA